AUGAAGUACUUCACAUCAAACUCCAUUCUAUCGGCCUCUGCCCUUCUGUUAUGGGCCCGAUCUGUGUCAGCCGACACUCCAGUCAGCGCAUUGGUUCCAGAGGGGUGUUACAGUUCGGUCGAGGGCUUCAAAGAUGUCGGUCCAUACACAUUUCAGAGUUCCGGAUAUUGUCAGCAACAAUGUGCGGGCCAGGGGUACCCUGUCAUGGCCUUGUUCAACGGACAGGAUUGUCAGUGUGGGCAUGCACUUCCUCCCCCGUCGGCAAAGACGUCGGACAGUGACUGCAAUGUUCCCUGUAAUGGAUGGCCCAAAGAAACCUGCGGUGGCAAUAAUGCCUACAAUGUUUAUCUUACCGGUCUCGAGCAGACCGUCCCUACCCUUUCUGCGACCUCGACAGGU
Messenger RNA from Rasamsonia emersonii CBS 393.64, 399 nucleotides. RefSeq lists its product as uncharacterized. The record is from RefSeq and is a predicted model, not a curated record. The annotation marks the transcript as partial. The transcript has 2 exons. NCBI's taxonomy places the organism in Eukaryota, Fungi, Ascomycota, Eurotiomycetes, Eurotiales, Trichocomaceae.